AUGCAAUUGAAGCCCUUCAACUCCUUGAGCAUCGCGUUCAUGAUGGGUGGCGCAUUCUUGAUCCUUUUCCUCUGUAGCUUCCUCGAAUUCCCUUCUAUAUCAACCUCAAUCCAACCCAUGAAAGAUCCCAAUCUCUCUCUAUCUCUAACCAAGUCCACGCCUGACCCAUUUACCAAUUUGAUCAGUGCCUUCAAGAAAUGGGACUCUCAAGUGGGUUGUGCCCAUUUCAGAGGCAAGCAUCAUGAGGCGUUACUUCAAAGCCAAAAUCAAAAUGGUUCUUCUUCUUCUCUGCAACAAGUUCAACUUGGCAUUGAAUCUGAGUGUAGGGAGCCCAAGGUUGAGCAUAUCAGCGUCAUGGUCAAAGGGUGGACUUGGAUUCCUGAUAAUUUGGAUAAUUUGUAUUCGUGCCCCUGUGGGUUGAGCUGUUUGUGGACUAAAUCUUCCGUUCUUGCUGACAAGCCUGAUGCCUUACUGUUUGAGACUACUACGCCUCCGCUUCAGAGAAACACUGGAGAUCCACUUCGUGCGUACAUGGAUCUUGAGGCUGGCAGGAAGAAAUCUGGCUUUGAGGAUCUAUUUAUUGGUUAUCAUGCCAAAGAUGAUGUGCAGUGCACCUAUGCUGGUGCACUCUUUCACAAUGGUCGGAAUUAUCACGUGUCUUCAUAUAAGCACAAUGAUACACUUGUUUAUUGGUCAUCAUCGCGUUGUCUGCCUCAAAGAAAUAAGCUUGCCUAUAAGCUUCUCAGCUUACUACCUCACCAUUCGUUUGGAAAAUGCUUGAACAAUGUUGGUGGCUUGGACAUGGCCCUUUCGUUCUACCCUGAGUGUGCCAGUGAUGCUAGUGUCAGUCAGAAAUGGUGGGACCAUUUACAUUGUGCUAUGUCUCACUAUAAGUUUGUUUUAGCUAUCGAAAACACAAUGACAGAGAGUUAUGUGACGGAGAAGCUAUUUUAUGCUCUAGAUUCUGGUGCAGUUCCUAUCUAUUUUGGUGCCCCUAAUGUCUGGGACUUCGUCCCUCCUCAUUCAAUAAUUGACGGCACUAAAUUUAGCAACUUGGAGGAAUUGGCUUCUUAUGUGAAAGCCCUUGCCAAUGACCCAGUUGCCUAUGCCGAGUACCAUGGAUGGAGAAGAUGCGGCGUAAUGGCGAAUUACGUAAAAACCCGUGCAUUGAGCCUUGACACAUUACCAUGCAGACUCUGUGAAGCUGUUAGCAGAAAAGGUGGGAGAAAUGCAAGAGGCAAGUGA
This is a messenger RNA of Prunus armeniaca (apricot), 1245 nucleotides long. Lineage: Eukaryota; Viridiplantae; Streptophyta; Magnoliopsida; Rosales; Rosaceae. The record is from the annotation of a GenBank genome assembly.